UGGUAGCGGUAAUCGGGCGACCGUCCAAGCGCUUUAAAAACGAACCGAGCGCGUCGCGUUUCCCAAAAAUCGUUCUCGAGAAUACCACCCAGCAUAUGUAUAUGUGUGAGUGUGAGCGAUUUGGCUAAGAUGUGUGGCUGUGUGAGUGUUGAAGUUGUUGCAUUGACAAGGCGCGACCAAAAACAACGCCCAAAAAAGUAGGCAACGGAUAUAGCAACUUCUGACCUAGCCGAGAAUAAAUAUACAGCGGAGAUAAAAGCCAGUAAGGAACGCCGGAAAUCGCAAGGAGCCAACAAAUUGAAGUCAGUGUAACAGUGUGCGUGAGCCCGUGCUCGAGCGUGUGUGCGUGUGUGUGAGGCGCCAACUUGCCCCGGCAGAAAAAUAGAAAUAAAUAUUCUGCCAAAUGGCAGCCCAACGGCACAAAAAGUGAAAAGCCUAGCCCGGCGAAAGAAAUUUUUGAAGAAAAAUUAAAUUUUUCCGCAGAGCCAAAAGAAGCCUUGGUGCGAAAUUCCAGUGAAGUGUGACGAGAUAGAAAAACCAUUCCCGAAGAAAGUAAAUUUUGCAAAUCAAAGUCAAGCACUUUUGGACCCGGUCUGGACUAUUAAACGCAUUAACCGGCAUGGAAAGACAACAACUUGAGACCCAGCAGCCGUCGGCCAGGAUCUCCUUUACCUCCUUGGAAGCCUCCUCGUCGCUGAGUACGUGAACGUCUCCGUGGAGAAUGUCCGCUUGCAUGACAAUUGUAGCGUGCCAGCAUUCAGAAAACGCAGUAGCAGCAGCAGCAGACGACGCGGCUGAGCGAGCAGUACGUGAAGUGAUUCUCAACAAGGAGCGCGAGUAGGAGGGAGGAGCAAGAGCAAUAGCAGCAGCAGCAGCAAGGACAUCCCACAUCCAACAUCCUACGCACAUGCACGACGGAAGGGCUUAGCACCUGCACUCGAGCCGCAGACAGCAGAAGAGCCAACGCACGGAAUAACUCACGUAAACUGCCAUAUUUUUUUGAACCAAAUAUACAACCAACAAAACGUAUCGCUGUUGUAAAAUUAAAAUACAAAAAGUAUAUAAAAUAAGGAUAUAAAAAGUGAAAAUCCUUGCCGAAAUAAGCAAAGCGAAAGCAGGCCACGCCACAAACAGCUAUCUUGUGGUCAAUUAUACAAGAGCAGAGAGGACAAAAAAGGACAAAAAACCAACAGUUGGACAUCAAGUUAUCGAAAAAACAACGACAACAUUGCGACGUGGCCAUUUUGACCAAUAAUAAUAAUGGUUAUGUUGCUGCACUCGAAGCGACAACUCCCGCCAUCGUCAGCAACGAGAACCCGGCGGAAAGUGCCGCCCACAAGGAGGAGGACGAGUGAGGGGUGGGCGUGGUCGUGGUCAUGGUCUUGUCUGCUGAUUUUGGUGGUUCUGGAUAUAUAUAUAGAGAGAUGUAUGGCAGCUGGGAUUAGCUAUAGUAGCAACAGCGGUAACCUGAGCACAUCCCAAAAGGGUCCAACAUCGUCGAAUAAUGGCGGACUCGUGCUGAUCGGUUCCAGCAGCGCCACUUCCAGUUCCGUGCCCUCAUUAUCCCUCACUUCAUCUUCAUCAGCGGGCUCCUCAUCUUCUUCUAGCAGCUCAACCUCCUCAUCAUCCACUACGAGUAACAGUGGCAACCGCAGUGGAAGACCCACCAGCAACCAAAGCAACUCGAACUCGAACUCCAACCCGAUUCAUGAUCAAUUACCCGCCCAGCUAUCGUCGCGGAUUAUCAACACACGCAAUGGCGCCAUAUCGGGCGUAAUUGUCCAAUUAGAUGGCCGCCACUUGGAUCCGGUUGAGGCGUAUCGGGGAAUCCCCUAUGCCUCGCCGCCGGUCGGCAAUUUGCGAUUCAUGCCGCCCGUCUCGGCGGCCAUGUGGUCAGGUGUCAAGAAGGCGGACAGAUUCAGCCCGGUUUGCCCGCAAAGAUUGCCGGACAUCCACAACGAGACGGCGGCCCUGGAGCGUAUGCCCAAGGGCAGACUGGAGUAUCUGAAGCGAUUGCUGCCCUAUCUACAGAAUCAAUCAGAGGACUGCCUCUAUCUAAAUAUUUAUGUGCCCAUACAAGUUGGAUCGCGUGACUCCUCGAGCAGUUCCUCGUCCUCAUCUGGGGGCUUCUCCUCGUCACCGGGAAGUGGUGGCUCCAGCUCAUCCUCCUCGUCGUCUUCAUCAUCCUCCUCGUCGGCUGGAAGUGGAGGUCCUGCCAAGUAUCCUGUGCUGGUCUUUGUGCACGGCGAAUCAUAUGAAUGGAAUAGCGGCAAUCCCUACGACGGAUCCGUGUUGGCCAGCUAUGGACAAAUAUUGGUGGUAACCAUAAAUUAUCGCCUCGGAGUGCUGGGCUUUCUGAAUGCCAACACGGACCGCUACUCGAAGCUGCCGGCCAAUUACGGGCUGAUGGACAUCAUUGCGGCACUGCACUGGCUCAAGGAGAACAUCGCUGCCUUUGGCGGGGAUCCCAACAGCAUCACCCUCGCAGGACAUGGAACGGGGGCGGCCUGCGUUCACUUCCUCAUCUCGUCGAUGGCCGUGCCGGAGGGCCUGCUGUUCAACCGAGCUAUUCUGAUGUCCGGUUCAGGCCUGGCCCCCUGGUCACUGGUGAGCAAUCCGGCCAAGUACGCGGCCAUCGUCGCCCACCACGUAAACUGCGCCUCCGACCUCCCACAUGCCCACCUCAUGAAGUGUCUGCGCGAGAAGACACUGGACCAGCUGCUCAGCGUACCCAUUCGGCAGCCGGAGUUUGGCUUUGCCUUCGGGCCCAGUAUCGACGGAGUAGUCAUCGACGGCGGGGAUUACGUGCCUCCUGCCCCGGGAUCCCCAGCUGCUCAGGCUCAAGCUCAGGCAUCGACGGCCGCCGGGAACGGAUUGGGCGGAGAGGCGGGAAUCGCAGCUGCAGGCGGAUGGGGAACGCCAGGACAGCUUGAGAAUAUCGUAUUAAUGAGAAAAACUGCCAUUAACAAGUUGUCAAGAUACGACCUGAUGGCCGGCGUGACACGUGCCGAGGCCUUUUUCAGCUUCAAUUCGGGCGACGUGCAAUAUGGAAUCGAGGCGGAUCGACGGUCGAGAAUUUUAAAGGCCUACGUACGCAACACGUACACGUUCCAUUUGAACGAGAUAUUCGCCACGAUUGUCAAUGAGUAUACGGAUUGGGAGAGGCCCGUGCAGCAUCCAAUUAAUAUCCGGGACGAAACACUAGAGGCGCUGAGCGAUGCUCAGGUCGUAGCUCCGGCGGCUCAGACGGUGGAUUUGCAUUCGGCGGAUCAUCGCAAUUCCUACCUGUACGUGUUCGACUACCAGACGCGUUUCGGUGAUUAUCCUCAGCGCCAGGGUUGCAUCCAUGGAGAGGACCUGCCCUAUAUCUUCGGUGCCCCACUUGUUGGCGGUUUCAAUCACUUCACGCGCAACUACACCAAAACCGAAAUCAGUCUAUCGGAAGUUGUGAUGUUCUACUGGGCCAACUUUGUGCGAACGGGCAAUCCAAAUGAACAAAUGGAAACGGAGCAUGGCAGUCGCCAGGAAAGGAGUCGCUAUAAAACAAUCGAAUGGACGGCCUACGAAAGUGUGCACAAGAAAUACCUCAAUUUCGAUACCAAGCCAAAACUGAAGAACCAUUAUAGAGCUCAUCGCCUGUCCUUCUGGCUAAAUCUCAUCCCGGAUCUGCAUAAGCCAGGUGGCGAUAAUGUACCCGCUGCACACCACCAACUCCAUGAUGAUGACGACGAAGACAACAAUAUACCCAGCGAUGCCUCUGUAAAGCCCCUGAAUCCGCCGUACACUUCUCGGGCUGCAAAUGCGGCAGCCAUGGGGAACUUCACCUUCUUUACCAAUCAGGUAUUUUCCCUAAUGAAUCUCAGUUCACCUUCCUCAUCGCUGCAGAGGAACGGUACUCGGUACGGAGGCGGUAAGAUAUAUCCAGAUGAUAUGAUGGAUGGAGAUCAUGGCGGUGGGGCUGCAAGUGCUUCGCAGGAUAAUGAUGGAUUUGCAGCCUACUCAACCGCCUUGAGUGUGACUAUAGCCAUAGGUUGCUCUCUAUUGAUUUUGAAUGUCUUGAUCUUUGCGGGAGUCUAUUACCAAAGGGAUAAGACUCGGCUAAGUGAGCCCAGGCCUCAGACCAAGCUGAAAAGGCAGGAAAACGGACAGAUGCCAAAUAAUAUUUGCGGGGAUCUGGAAACCUUAACUAUCCACGCGAAGAGCGACCCAGCUACUAUACUAUCGCAUCACCAUGCCAUGCAACACCACCAAUUGCCACCACCGGAAUUCGCGGACAUACCCCACCGUGCACCGCCGCCACCGAAGCAUAUGAAAUCUCUGCAGGAUCCGGGAGGCGGUGGUUCGGUCAGUGGGACGGUGGGCGUUUCCGGUGUGGUGCAAAUGCCACCCCCACACGCCCUUCAAGUGAUGGGCAAUCAAUGCGGUACACUGACCAAAAAGAGCUGCAUGAAACAAACGCAGGCCCAGGCCCAGCAACAUUCCCCUGCCCAGCAACAACAGCAACAGCAGCAGCAGCAACAUGUGGUUACCCAUCAGCAGCACUUGCAGAAUCAUCAUAAUCAAAGCAUGACCACUGUGCUGACCACGGCCGGUGGAUUGGUGGUGCCGACGCCACCCACUGUCCCAGUGAUUGUGGCCACCACCACGCAACACCAGCAGCAGCAACACCAGCAGCAGCAACAUCAGCAACAGCAACACCAACAGCAGCAGCAGCAACAACAGCAGCAACAUCCGCUGAUGGACGAGCUGCGUGUGUGACAUUAAUUGACCGUGCGUUUUAAAUGUGAUCUCUAAACGCACAGAAUCCUUAAUCCUAAAUCCCUUCCCCUAUGCGUUUCAGCAGUCUCAUAUAUUUAAACUAUUUAUAGCCUAUAUAGCCAUUAAGUGUAUGUCUGGGGUUAAAGCUGUGUCUAUCCAAUACACACAGAAGCUUUUCCUUGCUAAACUCUGUUGCUAGUUGGUUUUCUAAAAAGAACUCUGUAAAUAGUUAACUAAGUGUAGAUUGUUGUCGAACUCAUUAUCAAGGAAUGUUAACUUGGAAUUUAAACUAAGCUGCAAAGUGUUCACCGAAUGGUUUUAUUAUAUAUGUUUCUUGAUAAUUACAAAUAUGUACUCUUUUUAGAAGAAGAUGUAGGGCAUAUACUACAUGAUUUCAGACUAAACUAUAUCUUUAGAUUUAUUUUAGUAUUUGUUUAAAUUCUAUUGUCUUUCUCCACAAAAGUAACAUAUUCUUUUUAAAGUAAGCAAUUUUAUUAUAUUUCAAGUAUUAACUGUAAUAACUUUCCUGUAAUUUAUUUAAACAAUAAAUUAGAUUUGGUCGUUUAAUAUUCUAUAUUUAUUUUAAUGCUUUUCUGUAUUUCGCAACUAAUUAGGACCAAUACAAACUAUACGAUUCCAAGUUACCGACAAGUUCCCUUCUCUUCCCUUUGUUGGCGUUAGUAUAAAAGCAUUACGUAGAAAAUAAAUAUAGGAAAAACUAAGAGAAUUCUUGAAGCGCAAAGGCAGAAAAAGAAAAUGAAUGUUAUUCUUCCAAAGACUGAAUUAUAAUUGUGUAUUGUGUGUAAAUAAAACUAGUCGCAGAAUUAAAUGUACUACAAAACUCCCAUAUAAAUACAUUUUCAAACGAUAAAAAUAUGAGAAAGCAGUUUUUAGCCAAAGAAGAAAAACCAAGAAACUAAUCAGAAAGUCCAAUGGAAAAUGGCAGUCAUAAAAUCAAAUCAUGUACAGGUGAAAGGCAGCUGUUCCUCUUAGUUUUGGCAGGAGACUUGUAAAAAGAUGCUACCCCAUCAUGAAAAAACAACAAUAGAGGCAACCUAAACUCAAACUAAAACUGAAACUAAACUUUGGUCAGUCGGAAAACAAACAAAGGAAAAACAAAAUUAAAUUAAACUGUUAAUUGUAAGCAUGCAGCUACUUUGUUAUGUAACUAAAUAAAUAUUUAUAUAGCUAUUAAAAUUAAAUGCGUAUAUAAGCCCACACAAAAUAAAAAACCAGUAAGCUCCUCUAUAUAGCUAUACAAUUUCCAACUGCGAGAAUAGUUAAAAAUUCCAUUAGGAGUUAAGCGGGGCAAUUGAAAGUAUAACAAAUAUUCAUAAUUUCUCUCGUUUUUUUUUAUCUAUUUAUUUCUUUUCGUUCUGAAUUACAACUAUUUACAAACAAUUGCCCAAAAUUGUAAUUAAAAUGGAAAUGAUAGGCGUGAGAAAAAACAGGAAGGGAAAAUAAAGCAAUGGAACAGCUCAUUAAAGUGAAACAGUUUACGGCGCUUAUUAAAAAUACUUGUAAAUUUUAUAAACACAUUUAGCGGCAGUAAAAACCAAGCUGGGAAGAAAACUAUAAUGCAAAACAGAAACCAGUUGCAGCCCAAUUGAGAAUGUAUAAGUCUAUAGCUUCUGUAUGCAUAUACAUACAUCUAUAAUAAUAAAUCUAUAUAUUAAUGUAACGGUGUAAACUUAGCAUAAUUAGCAAAAUAAUACAAGUACAUAUAUAAAUAAUAUAUAGAGUGCUGCAUAACUGGCAAAACAAAAAGGAUACAUUUAAAACCGAAACUCAUGACAACUAUUGCGUUAGAAAAUGUGUAACGAUUGUGCGAAAGAGACUUAGCAUUAACAAAUUCGGAAUAAAUGGAAUAUAGUAAAAAUCAGUAAAAACAACAUAAAAACACAAAUUAAAAAGAGAGGAAAGCAGAAAUUUAGUUUAAUGGUUUAUAACCAGAAAAGUGGUGUAAGGCGAGUUGCAGACUCUUGAGAUGACAUGAAAAUUUAAAUAAUAAUAAAGUUACAAAAAUUAUAA
Messenger RNA from Drosophila eugracilis, 6789 nucleotides. It is a transcript of the gene Nlg3, whose product is annotated as neuroligin-3. Gene Ontology annotation, molecular function: neurexin family protein binding; signaling receptor activity. The record is from RefSeq and is a predicted model, not a curated record. Gene Ontology annotation, biological process: synaptic vesicle endocytosis; neuron cell-cell adhesion; presynaptic membrane assembly. Gene Ontology annotation, cellular component: synapse; cell surface; postsynaptic membrane. NCBI's taxonomy places the organism in Eukaryota, Metazoa, Arthropoda, Insecta, Diptera, Drosophilidae.